This is a messenger RNA of Trichomonas vaginalis G3, 2103 nucleotides long. Its product is annotated as SLL0572 protein family. The record is from RefSeq and is a predicted model, not a curated record. The transcript has a single exon. Bases 1 to 2103 code for a protein of 700 amino acids. Lineage: Eukaryota; Parabasalia; Trichomonadida; Trichomonadidae.
AUGCAAAUAGAUAUUACUAGAGUAAAAACACUUAUUGUUGGUUGUGAUUUUCCAAACUUUUAUACAUAUGUUCAUAUCUUCUCCAAACGUCAAGAUAUUGAUGUUUGCGGCAUAAUUUAUGCAUUUGAAGAUGAGAUCCCAGCCAAAUGCUAUGUUAUGCGAAACAUGAAUUCAAUUCCGAUUUUUCCACUGGUAGAUCUCGAAAAAAUCAUUAUAGAACAAAGAAUUGAAAAGUGCAUAGUUAACACAAAUGGUAUUUUAAUGCGUCGUGUACAAGGAAUCGUAAAUAGAAUACUCUCGACUAACUACUGUUCAAUAGAAUUCGUAGAUCCAGAUGAUAUUAAACUUGAAGCUCACAAACCUCUUAUCAGUAUCUCAUCUCUUGCACCAAGUGUAGGCAAAACACAAAUAUGUCAAUAUUUCUGUGAUUUAUUCAAGAAAGGCGGUCAGAAAGUAGCAGUUAUACUUCCCCGAUAUUUAUUUGAGCCAGGGGAAGAAAACAUCACACUUCAGACAGGUUUCCAUUACGAAUUUAAGACGAAUGAUGAAGUUCCUAACGGAUUACUUCCAAAAGAUCUCGAAAAUCAAGUUAUUCAAUACCAAAAAUCUGGAGCUUUUUAUAUCAUUGUUACAACUCAUAUUCAACGUGCUCUUAUAUCAGCCGAACAACUCGCCGACGUAAUUUUGUUUGAUACAAAUGGAUCUUCUAUCCCACAAGUUUACGAAGAUUACAAAUUCUGUAUUUUGACAGAAGAUUCGCUUAUGUCUCCUAAAAACAUAUCAAUCUGGCCAGGUCUUGUCAACACAUUUGAUAGUUCACAUAUCAUUACUAUCACCGAUCUUGAAAAUCCUAAAGAAUUACAAAUUGAACAUUUAUUACCGAGCAAAAUCAUCUCUCGAUCAUUUUUUUAUGUUAACAGUGUUACAUUACCAGCAGCUCCACCUCCAUGCACAGGUCCAGAACGCGCAGUUUCACCGGGUUCAGCCCUUUGUAUUGGUAAGACGAAAGAAAUCCAAAAACAGUUGUCUAAUCUUGCAGAUUUCUCAAAUGUCAUCAUCAAUUCACAGUUCCUUCACUCACAACGAGAUCCAUCAAUUGAAUCACACAUUAUCAACUCUGCUAGACACAUCACAGACAUCGACAAUGCUAUUUUCAAGUGGAUCUACAGAACAUUCCAGUCAUCAAAGAAACCUCCUCUUCAAAAACAUUUCGAAUCAACAGUUGAUAUCUUGUUAUCAAUGGUUACUGCAUCAGCCAACGAAAUGACCGUCACAAACAACGACAGCCACAACAGAGGUGCAUUUGCAAAACUAUUCCUUCAAUCACAUAUUCCUCCAGGAUUCCAUGUUACUAGUGGAGAAAUAUUUGAUUCAUUAAACAACACGACAGGCCAAUUGAGCAUUGUUAUUACGAAUGAUGAAUCACCAUCACUAACAAUUGACUCAUCACUUAACGUAAUCACACCAAUCCUCGCCGAUUCAGUUCUUGCAGUUGUCGAAGUUAAAUCGAAUUUGAAUGUUGAAAGUCUUAAAAAAGCACUUUCACAACUUCGUCCAGUCAAAGCAUUGAUGCCUGCACAUGAAACAAUCCAGAACAUCGAUGGCAGUAUUAUCAGAGAUCCACUUGGUGGCAAGAUCAUCACAGGUGUAUUUGCAUAUUCAAUCAGUGGAGAUGUUGAAGCAAAACUUGGUGAAAUUGUUAAUUUGUAUCCACACGUUGCUGAUUUCAUUGUUCUUCCCGAUUCAUUGGCUUAUUUCGAUGCUAUGACACUUGAAAUCUGCGGCAUUGGUGCAAACGAGAAAGAGAAAGUUGGUGGAUACGUCAAAUUCACACAGAAAGGGUUAGGCUUAGCAUUAAUUUUCGGAGUUUUGAACUCUAUUGCCGCCAUGCGACAGUUUUCAGCAUCAAACUACAUCAGGUAUCUUGGUGGUUCAUGGGGCGGUCUUCAAGAAGCAUUCGAGCGAGAGGCAAACGAACUUGCAAACUCAUGGAACAAAGGACGCCACUUACUAUCUAACGAGAUUGAUCAGAACAAGCGACAAGAGAUCUUAGAUGAACAAAGCAGUUUCUUGAACUUCCUCAACAACUUCCAAAAUAAAUAA